AUUUAAAAUUUUCAUUACAGUGAUUCCGUACAAUUAUAUUCUUUUGUACUAACCACUGACGAUUCAAAAUGGCGUUUUGGAUUUUGUCGACACGAUCCCAAAGCUGGCACUACAAUGGUCAUUAUCACACUCUUGCCAUGGCAUGAUACAUUUUUAAAACUAUUAUCUGUACUUGCUGAGCUAAGAAGGACUGAUAUAAAAGACUUUCAUCAAUUUUUAACCGAGGCUUAUAAUAGUGGUGUACCAGAUGUGGGCAGUCAGUUGUUAUUGGUAUAUAGUCAAGGACAAAGUCAAUUCAUAUUUGAACGUCCUAAACAGUUUCAGUUGCCCAGUAUACCAGAGAAUCAUAAUUUGAAUUUAUAUUAUAAUUUUGUUUAUCCAAAGAAUAUGAUUGCCGUAUUUGCGGCCAUGUUAGCAGAGCGACGUAUUAUUUUUACCUCGAAACGUUUAGAUCGUUUAUCAUCUUGCAUACAGGCGGCCAAUGCAUUUCUUUAUCCCAUGGUAUGGCAGCAUAUAUUUAUACCAAUGAUGCCCAUGAAGCUAAAAGAUUAUCUAAGUGCUCCCAUGCCUUAUUUAAUAGGUGUACCUACAAUGGUAUUAGAUACGAUGAUGCCUGAAGAAUUAGGCGAUGUUGUGAUUUUAAACUGUGAUAGAAAUACUUUCGAAAGUCCCUUUGAUGAUGUCCAUUCUAUGCCUCCCGAAAUUGUUGCGCAUUUAAAAAAAGAAUUAAAUCGCACCAGUGAACAUAUGGGCGAUCGUGUUUCCAAAAUAUUUCUGGGCGUUUUGGUACAACUUAUUGGUGGUUAUCGAGAUGCUGUUGAAUUCCGUGAUACAGGCAAAACAUUUAAUAGCGAUAAAUUUAUCGACUCACGGCCUUCACAUUUAAGACCUUUCCUACGUAAAAUGAUGGAAUUGCAAAUAUUUCGUCAAUUUAUAGACGAACGUUUGGAAAUGAUGAAUACCGGUUUAGGUUUUUCCGAUGAAUUCGAACAGGAAACUGUACGUUAUGCGGAAAAACGUAAAAAACAUGGUCGUUUCUAUCAGUUCAAGGAAAAGACUAAUCCUGCUGUUAAGUCCGCUGUUAAAUCGGUAAAAGGAAGUUCACAAACUGCUCUACAUGCCUAUAAAAAUCUUAAAUCGAAAUUACGUGAUAUAACACCACCACAUACUACCGCUCAUAAUACCACACAUUUUCGUUCUCAAUUAACUUCGAAUUCUCAACAUGAUCGUAUAGAUGGUGUUGUCUAUGGCAAAGAUAGUCCUAUAAAAUCAUAUAUGGGACGUCAUUCUGCACCCAGUUCUCCUAUAUUUGGUAAACGUGUUAAUGGUGUGGCCGGCACUUCGUCGGUUGGUUUUCAAUAUGCUUCCAAAGAACAAAUUACAAGUGCCUCUUUACAUUUGCGCCGCGCUCCAACUCCUUUGGCCAUGUCUAGCUCGAGUACGCACAUACAGUCAAAUGGUUAUGCGAAAUCUUCAACUGGUUCUUAUAAUCUUAAUAAUAAUGUGGCUUCAUCUCCAACGGUCAGUCCGGCGAGUUCGUUAUGCUCAUCUGAAAUGAAUUUAUCGCAGGAAUUACAAAAUCAUCCGCUAUUUAAGACACCCAUUGUGGAUAGAAGUCUUAAACCAUGUCACAGUUUAGAGCCAAAUCAUCGCAUAACGGCCUCGCGUACUGGGGGACCACCCCCGGCUAGGCCACCACCACCAGCACCUCAUUUAUUACAGCUUUAUCAGCAACAGCCGCAACAACAACUCUAUGGUCCAACAUAUUAUAAUCAUCCAUAUGGUUCACAUCCUCGGGUAGAAGGAAAACCACCAUUUGUUCCCAGCAGACCGGCACAAAUUUACAUUCCAAAAUCAAAAUCACAAACCCUUAAUACAGCCAGCAUUACUACUACUACUACCACCGCCACUAGCAAUCAUUUAACACAUCAACAGCAAUUACAACUGCAGGCACAAUCACAACCUUCAUAUACUUCAUCUUCAAAUCCCAAUAAUCAAUUAACACCAACCACCAACACAACCACUGAUUCCUCAUACGAUACACCGCCUGAUAUGCAAUCACCACCGGUGCCACCCAGACGUCAGGGCAACAAUACUCCCCCUACACCCACACCUUUUAAUGGAGGUGGUGUUAAUAUGUUGUCAAAUGCUGUAGCAGCUACAGCUGCUGCCGUUACUGCGGGUAUUACACGAUUGGAGCGUAACUGCUGGCAGGAUUAUGCCGAGACUCAACUUUUACAAAAUGAUUCUUUACGCAGUUCUGCCUCCUCAUCAUCAAAUACUUCCAAUUUAUCGAAUUCAUCAUCAUCUAGUGCGUCUUUUGUAACGGCCGCUUCUCGUUUUUCGCUCUAUCAAUCAUCGCCACCCGGUUGUGAACCGCCUGUACCAGCUCCGCGUUUAAAAAAAGAUAAAGACAAAGAGUCCUUACGUUCUCUACAGCCCCAACAUAUGACAAUGGGUAUGAAUGGUAUUAAUAAUACAGCUUCCUUAAACACCACUACUACCAACACAACAACAAUAGCAACAACAACAACAAAUACUACAGCUGCUAACAAUUCCCAUGCUUCUGAGGAUUCCAUGAAAGAUUUAAUAUCGCUGGACGAUAGUCAUAAUAGUAGUUUUGAUUUAGAAGAUUUUGAUCCUUUAAAUCAAAAUGCACGUCCUUUACCCACACAUAAAGUGGGUGGCGGUAUUAAUAGCACUAGUAAUACUCAUAUGAAAUCAACAACCUUGCCUACAACAAAUGCUAAAAAUCCCUCUACGCUAAUGACUAUAUCCAGCAUAAGUAAUCCCUUGUAUACCUAUUAUACACCACAGCAUUUGCCACAGCCAAUGGCUUUGAAACCUCCUACCGAGAAACCACCACCUUUACCUAAGACAGUACCACCUCCUAUGCCACCACCCGAUGAAGAUUUUGAAUUGUUGCGUAAAUAUGGUCUCGAUCAGUUUACCUUGAUCACAACAACGGUUACAACGACUAGUAAUAGUUCAACUAUAACCACUAGCGGCAUGAGCAAUUGGACAACAUUUGAUUGAAUCAUACUUCGUCAAGUGGUAUCAAUAAAUAAUUUACACUAUAUUCUAUAUAAAAUCGAAAAUAUCAUUUAGUUAUCCUAUUUGUGUUUUUUUUUUCUUUUUAUUUAAUAAUAUCUCUUUGUAAAUACUUAUUUUAAAGCAAAUAAACAAAAAUUAUUAAGUUUAUAUUCUUGUAAAAUAUUAAAAUUGUUAGUUGUAUCUGUAG
Messenger RNA from Lucilia cuprina (Australian sheep blowfly), 3241 nucleotides. Its product is annotated as mucin-5AC. Gene Ontology annotation, biological process: endocytic recycling; endocytosis. The coding region runs from base 115 to 3036 and encodes 973 amino acids. Gene Ontology annotation, molecular function: guanyl-nucleotide exchange factor activity; phosphatidylinositol phosphate binding. NCBI's taxonomy places the organism in Eukaryota, Metazoa, Arthropoda, Insecta, Diptera, Calliphoridae. The record is from RefSeq and is a predicted model, not a curated record. Gene Ontology annotation, cellular component: intracellular membrane-bounded organelle; cytosol. The transcript is spliced from 8 exons.